GCACUGUGCGAGGUCUUCCACAGUAGAACUAGUUCUUGUGGCGUAGUCUACUUCAUACUGCUGCCUUACUCUUUCUUAGUCAGCAUACAGAGCGUAUUCAUACCCCUCAUACCAGACCAGGCUUUCUCUAUGCUUCCACAGACUUUCACCUAUCAUUUAAUCUCUUCUGUACAGCACAACUGCAACGACGAUCAAAAUAACUUGAAAAUGAAGGAGGUUGCCGCAACACCUAUGGGUGUCCGAAGAAAAGACCUCGACCAACCCUCGGGUGUGAUAGACUCCGAAUCAGCUCAGGGCCAUGGAGACGACGGGGUUCCUCACGACUCGGACAACGAGCCUAUGGUCUACGAGACUCCCCGAGACUACGCGACUUCGGCGCGCCAGGAGCGCGACCGCCUCAUCGCCGAGGGUGCCGAUCCUGGUUCCGUCAUCUUGCAAAGCGAGGUACGCAAUCAUGUCCCACAACGAGAUGGCGAUUCCCCUGCCGACUUCGCGAAGCGCUACGUUGAGACUAUGAAGGCUAUGAUAAGUCGCGGCGUUUCUAUUCUGAACGAUCGGUGUACGGCUGAUGUGGUGCCAUCCGGAUUCGAAACCACAGACGGAAGGUUUUUCGACUUGGGCCCGGGGUCGGGCGCAACAAAGUGGGAGUUUCGACAAUUCAGUCAGUGGUUCUCACAGGAGUUGGAAACAGGACAGAUACAUGAGGUGCCGGAGAAGUGGUUGAAGUUUGAGAAGCCUUACCCAAGGAAGAUUUGAAUUUUAAUAUCUGGAGCAGGUUUUGAUCAUGUAGUACAGAUUUCCUACGCCGCUGGAACCUGUUUUCUAUCUUGCAGUGCUGAGGGCCGUCUGGUAUAUAAAUAUAUAUCAAGCAAC
This is a messenger RNA of Aspergillus caelatus, 873 nucleotides long. RefSeq lists its product as uncharacterized. The transcript has a single exon. Bases 130 to 756 code for a protein of 208 amino acids. The record is from RefSeq and is a predicted model, not a curated record. Lineage: Eukaryota; Fungi; Ascomycota; Eurotiomycetes; Eurotiales; Aspergillaceae.